CCAAUCACAUUUGAGUAUUUCAUAAACAUUCAAUAUGGUGCACGAUGCUGUCUGACGUCUUUGUUUGACGUUAUAAAACAGUUGAAAUUGAAACUUUACACGCGAUUUAAAUUGCAAUUUUUAUAAUUUUUGAUUAUUUUUGUAGACAUUUUGGAAUACUAAGAUAUUCUUUUGGCGUAAUUUUCUUCUGUGAAACAACCUUGUACGAAAAAGUUUACUAAAAUAGUUGUGUUUAUAGCUAUUCGAAAUGGAAGUGGAUGGUGUUGAAAAUUUGAAUAAUAACACUGCGGAUGCAGGAAAAUUUGCUCAUUUGAAAGCUUUUGUGAAUGCAGCUCGUGAGUUUGAGGCUACUCACAGUGAUUCUGCUGUGAAUUUAAUGACUCGUUAUUUAGGGCUAAUAGCAUCAUCAUGUGACCUGUCUAUAUUUUCUCCGGGGCGGUCGGAAGUAUGUGCGUUCUUCAGCUCAUUGUGGCGUGUGAUGUGCGAUGGCAGGGGUCCCCACUGGGCUGGUGUCGCAGUUCUGGCUCGCGCGUCUAUAGAACCCAGCGCAAGACACGCACUUACACAUACAUACAAGUUCAUGCCUAUACUAGCAAGACUACUAUCAGAUGUUAUCUCCAAUGAUAAGAAGAUCAAACUAUUGUCAGUAAUGCAAGACAUAUCCUACAACAUUAAAAUUAGCUGGCAAGAAUCCUACCUUGCCGGUCUGAUGAAACAGCUGACGGAGUUCAUAAUGCACCCAAUGGUAGAACCACAGCACCGCAUUAUAGGGCACAAAUCCCUCACAGUUCUUGUGAAUGUGUGCUACGGGAAUCUGCCUGCUAUCUAUGCUCUAAUGAGAACUGUAGACACUAAGGAAUUUGUUGUGCAUCUUAUAAAUUUGAAGGAGGGUGGGUACGGCGGAGUGGAAGUAUGUCGCCUGCUGCUGUGUCUCUCGGGCGCCACACGCGGCGCUGCUGCCACGCGACAGCCUGACGUGCACAGUUACCUCUGCUGUACCAUGCGAACCUUCCACAAAGCGGUCAUUGAUAAAGACGAGACCCAGCUGCUGCACGCGUACACAUUCCUCCACGACCUGUGCACCGACACCAACCUGCGCAACAUGGUACUCAACUACCAGAACUUCAGCACCGCGCUCAAAGAGUCGCUCAAGGAAGUGGAGGCGCUAUGUCAGUCUGCUCCAGAUGAAAUGGGUGAACCGGAGACCCAAGUGAACUGUCUGCGGAAUGUGCUCAAAUUUCUCACUGUUCUCGUCAAUUUAGAUCUAUACUCACUGCGGUGCCACCACUGCCAACUAGUAUGUCUGUGCAUGAAGGCGAGUAACAUCUGUCUACCGGAAUCGUUGGAGUUGUUCGCCGCCAUCGUCUCGCAGUACAAAGAGGAGGGUCGCUUGCCCGUGGAAGUGUUUUCGGCGAUCAGUGAUGGACUGCCCGGGUUACUUGUACCACCGUCCCUGGAACCCGGCAAGGCGGGACUGCAGUGGUUGCAAGCAGUGGGCGCGCUGUGCGAGUCAGCUGAGACGGUGUCGCGUGUGGUCGCCGAGGUGACGCCGGACGCCUUCGAGGACACGCUAUAUAACGUCCUGCAUUACACUUCACAGAACGGCGCGGUGGGCAUGGAGCAGGCGCAGGCGGGCGUGGCGCUGGGCUGCCGCGUGGCGCUGCAGCUGGCGCCGCACGCGCGGGACUGGGAGCACGCGCUCAACCGCCUGCUGGCGCACCACCAGGUGCGCAAGCUGCUAUGUGCGGGUCUGACGAGCAGCAACGCGGCGCGGCGGCGGCAGAUCCUACAGCUAGUCAAACAUCACUAUUUUCCAUCUGAUCAAAUGAACCAGGUGUUCGGCGAGAGCCUGCAGCUGUCGGAGGCGGGCUCGGAGGCCCGCGGCGGCGGCGAGGCGGGCUGGGUGGCGCCGCGCCUCACGCCCGCGCAGGAGCACGCCAUCGACGCGCUCGUCACGCGGCUGCACGACGCGCUGCACAACAACAAGAUAUCGGACAUCGCUACGUCAAGCGUCAUGGAGCUAUACAGCUAUAAGAUCACCUGUCUCGAGCAGAGGCUACACUCGCAUUCUGUUGCGCUGCAGGGCGCCACAGACCAGAUGGCGGGGCUGCAGCACUCGCUGGCGAUGGUGCAGGCCGCCAACUCGGCGCAGCACGAUGUGCUCUACAACACGCAGAUGCAGAACGAGAAGCAUAAAAAGACCAUAGACCAGCUGCACAAACAGCUGGAAGACGCGGAGGCGACGGUGCGCGGGUUCCGCGUCAAAAUAGCCGCCGAGCGCGUCGACAAGGAGAACCAGAAGGAAAACCUGCAGAAGGAGUUCCGAGCGCAGAUCUCCAAUAUGGAGAGUGAAAUGAAGGCGCGGGAACGAGAAGCCGAGGACCGGUUACGGCAGGCCGACGCCGAACUUAAAUCAUUGCAGAAGAAACUCGAACAACAGACGAGUAAAAACAACGAGUUGGCGGGCGUGCUGAUAAAGUUCGAGGAGCGAGUGAAACAGCGAGACAAGCGGCUCGAAGAGUGCGCCGCCACAGAGGCCGGCUUGCGGCGGGACAUAGAACAUAGGGAUGCGACGAUAAAACAACUAGAGAAGACGGUGCUGGAGCGUGAGAACAGGAUAUACCAGGUGACGAAGCAGCUGGAAGAGAUGAAGCGCGUGCAGGAGAUGGUCGCGCAGCUCAUGAGCAAAAGCGCCUCCGUCGCGCCCAGCUAGCGACGUGACAUUGAUAAACUUCACAACAUAUGACUGAAAUAUCUCAGGCUGAAUUUGAAGUAAGUUAUUUAUACUGCAAUGAAAUGCGCCUUCCGAUCAUCAUGGUAGAUUUUAUUAUUUUUACACGAAAUGUUUCAUAUUUAGUAUAUGAAUGUAGCAAUUAUGUGUUAUGAUGCUGUAUUAGAUUAAAUUUGAUAUUGUAUAGAUUAUUUUAACAUCUCCUUGACUUGAAAUAUAAUG
Pectinophora gossypiella (pink bollworm) is the source of this 2953-nucleotide messenger RNA. RefSeq lists its product as uncharacterized. The transcript is spliced from 20 exons. Bases 248 to 2713 code for a protein of 821 amino acids. NCBI's taxonomy places the organism in Eukaryota, Metazoa, Arthropoda, Insecta, Lepidoptera, Gelechiidae. The record is from RefSeq and is a predicted model, not a curated record.